UGCGCAAAAGAGGAAGCAAAUCGGCUUCAUUUCCGCUGCAGUCGCGAGAACGGGGACGCCAAAUAAAGAAAAUGUUUAGAGAAAGGGACACUUGACGCCAGAGAGGGUUUAAUUCAAUACAUAAUACUAGGAAAUAGUUUAUCCGAACAUCGGCUAUCUGAAGUUUUGAGUUAAAAAAAAUCAAGUACGUACACAGCCAGUUCGGGGUUAACACUGAGGCUGACGAGUUCCCUUGUUCUGCAGUUCGCUUUUGAGGAAGCCCCUCGUCCAGCCAGCUGGAAUAGCUCAUCUGUUAGCUGGUCAACGGCCGCCACCGCAAGAAAUGGGGACGAGAGCCAGUCGUCUACAAGAAGACCCGGUGGUUCCCCCUGCUUUCGGUAAAGAUGGACCCAGGCGGGAGUCCUACCGGAGACCCCGCUGUCCCAGGCCCACAAGUCUGGUGGUGGAGUUCUCGGGGAGUUUUGAAGACACGGAGACCAAUCAGAGCCGCUCGGAGGAAGGCAGUGAUUCGGACAUGGGACCGCAGGCAAGCGCUGACGGAAGCCCCGAAGAUAACCACAGCCUUCCCUCUAGCAUCAGCCCAGCCUCGCCGGCGGAUGACACCAGCGAUGGGAGGCCGGGAGAUGAGGGAAACCUAAGCCCACAGGCCGCUGAUAAUGCGGAACAUCAACCCGGGGAGGAGACAGGCCGCAUGGCUCACCGCACUUUUUCAGAGCGUCUCCCCGGGAAUCGCCACUCUUCUGCGCGCAGUGUCACCACCAGAUCCGCUCGGGUUCGGGGCAUACACCCGCGCCCGAUGUCUGAGGCAUGGAUCGGCCUUUACCGAGUCAACAGCCGUCAUGGCAACAUUCGCUGUCCAUUUUGCACCAAGCCUUUCCCCGGAGGGAGGAUCGAGGAUCACCUGUUGAGUUGCCUUACAUCACCCCCGCUGCCGUACAACACGGACGUGCUCAGUAAAGACAGUGGCGAGUGCUCCAUCUGCCUGGAGGAGCUGGCCCAGGGCGAGACUAUAGCCAGGCUGGCCUGCCUUUGCGUCUACCACAAGAGCUGUAUUGAUUCCUGGUCCAAGGUGAAGCCUUGCUGCCCCGAACAUCCCUUUGAUUGACUUCCAGGUCGCUGAUGACGUGCCCCAGUGACCUACCCCUCUCAGGAUACUACACUGAAUCCCAAUACUGCAAGGA
Messenger RNA from Gadus morhua (Atlantic cod), 1181 nucleotides. Its product is annotated as mRING-CH-C4HC2H_ZNRF domain-containing protein. Gene Ontology annotation, molecular function: ubiquitin protein ligase activity. The transcript has 5 exons. Gene Ontology annotation, cellular component: membrane; cytoplasm; intracellular membrane-bounded organelle. Gene Ontology annotation, biological process: protein K48-linked ubiquitination; proteasome-mediated ubiquitin-dependent protein catabolic process. The record is from RefSeq and is a predicted model, not a curated record. Bases 323 to 1105 code for a protein of 260 amino acids. NCBI's taxonomy places the organism in Eukaryota, Metazoa, Chordata, Actinopteri, Gadiformes, Gadidae.